Messenger RNA from Suillus discolor, 1198 nucleotides. RefSeq lists its product as uncharacterized. NCBI's taxonomy places the organism in Eukaryota, Fungi, Basidiomycota, Agaricomycetes, Boletales, Suillaceae. Gene Ontology annotation, molecular function: mRNA binding. The transcript has 8 exons. Bases 92 to 1135 code for a protein of 347 amino acids. The record is from RefSeq and is a predicted model, not a curated record. Gene Ontology annotation, cellular component: mRNA cleavage and polyadenylation specificity factor complex. Gene Ontology annotation, biological process: mRNA 3'-end processing.
AAUUAAUCGUGAGCGCUUAAACACAAACUUUCGACACUGUUCUGGUAGCAUCUCAAAUCUUCAAGCUUCAUUGCUUUCUUCGAGUCUCGAAAUGAGUAAGGUCGUUUUCGUGGGAAAUGUCCCCUACAACAUGGGGGAGGAACAGCUCAUUGACGUCUUUAAGUCGGUCGGCCAAGUUGUGGGUUUCAGACUGGUCUUUGACAGAGAGACAGGAAAACCUAGAGGUUAUGGCUUCUGUGAAUUUGCUGAUCAUGAAACAGCUGCAUCUGCUGUGCGGAACCUCAAUAAUGCCGAUGUUGGUGGUCGCCCUUUACGAAUUGAUCUCGCCGACUCCGAUCCCUUCCUCGAAGGCAAGACUACUGUGCGAGGCGAGUUGCUCGAUGGGAGUGAUCCAAGAGGCCGCUGGCGUGAGCACCGUGAGCAAGAUCGCGACCGCGACCGAUAUGAUAAUAUUCGCGAUCAACCCAAAUCUCAAGACCCAAAUUCUUUCCUGUCAAGUUUGCCACCCGGUGUGCCCAUAACUCCUGGAUCGACUGCAUUAGAUACCAUCAGCCAGACACUUGCAACUAUGAGCCCAGCUCAGUUAGUCGAAGUGCUUGCCCAGAUGAAGGCUUUUGUGAUUACCCACCCGGAUCAAGCAAGGGCACUACUUGUUGCGCAUCCGCAGUAUGCGUAUGCGUUGUUUCAAGCAUUGCUACUGAACAAAAUCGUAGACCAGAGUGUUCUCCAGCGCAUGCUACAAGCAACUGCGGGUAGUGGUGCUUCCCCAGGUCCAGGAAUUCCUCAACAGCCCCACCACCAAAUGCAAUACCAGCAGUCUCCACCCAUACACCAGCCUCAACCUCACAUGCCUCCGCCAAUGUCUGGCCCUCCACCCGCGUCAACUGCUCCACCGAGCAUGUUCCCGCAUCAACAGCCCCCGUCGCACAUGCCAGCUCCACCGCCACAACAAUCUUGGUAUCGGCCUCCACAACACGCAGUCCCCCCGCCCCACUCGGCUCCCAUGCCUGACCUAAACAUUGAUCCGGCUCAAAGGCAAAUGCUAAUGCAGGUACUCAGCUUAACUCCAGACCAGAUCAAUGGCUUGCCACCUUCGGAGCGAGAAGCAAUCCAGAACUUGGUAUGUUUGAUAUGAGUCUUAUUCGGUCAUCUUAGCUUACCGGCUCCGGGUGAAAGCGCAAUCAAUUUUUGGGAGGUA